Messenger RNA from Merops nubicus (carmine bee-eater), 1070 nucleotides. RefSeq names its product aminopeptidase Q (gene LVRN). Gene Ontology annotation, cellular component: cytoplasm. The annotation marks the transcript as partial. Gene Ontology annotation, biological process: proteolysis; peptide catabolic process. Lineage: Eukaryota; Metazoa; Chordata; Aves; Coraciiformes; Meropidae. Gene Ontology annotation, molecular function: peptide binding; zinc ion binding; metalloaminopeptidase activity. The transcript has 10 exons. The record is from RefSeq and is a predicted model, not a curated record.
GAUAAAAUCUUUUAUGAUCACGUUGUACAACCUGUCUUAAGGGAAGACAAUGAAAUAGGAGUUCGUUCCCUGUCAGAGAGUGAAGACAAGAUCAAAGGAUCAUUAAUGUCUCUGUUUGACAGCAUCACAUACAGCAAGGGGGCUUCUAUUACGUGGAUGCUUUCUGGUUUCCUGACCGAGAAGUUGUUUAUCAGAGCACUUACUUCGUAUCUGAAAGAAUUUUCCUUCUCAAAUGCUAACCAAGAUGAUCUCUGGACCCACGUGCAGAUGGCCGUAGACGCACAGGAUGAAGUUCAGUUGCCAGCAUCUGUAAAACAAAUAAUGGAUUCCUGGACACACCAAAAGGGGUUUCCAGUUUUAACAUUAAAUCUAACCACUGGCACAAUUAGUCAGGAACAGUUUCUUAAUAGAAAGAAUGAAAACAGAACUAAUUCUUACAAUAAUACAUGGAUUGUUCCUAUUUCUUGGAUGAGAAAUGGAUCAUCACAACCCUUAGUGUGGCUAGAUACGAGCAGCAAAGUGUUCCCUGAAAUGCGAGUAUCAGAGUCAGAAUAUGACUGGAUCCUGUUAAAUGUAAAUUUAAGUGGAUACUACAGAGUGAACUAUGAUCAAUUAAACUUAAAAAGACUAUCACGAUUGCUUGAAAUUAAUCCUAAGGCUAUACCCCCUGUCAGCAGGUUCCAGCUGAUUGAUGAUGUUUUUGCAUUGACACAGUUUGGAUACAUUCAGAUUGAAACAGCGCUUGAACUAACAAAGUACCUUGCCAGAGAAGAUGAACUCUUCAUAUGGAAUGUGGUAUUGUUAAACAUAGUACCUGAGAAUUUGGAAAGUACUCUGAAGAGCUAUGAAGUAUAUCCACUUCUAAAGAAAUACCUUUUAAAGAGAAUGUUGCCAAUAUACCAUUAUUAUGCAGGUUUUAUUCGUCAAAAUGUUGAUGCUUUGGAAGAUGACUAUUUUGCUCAAGUGUAUUUGGAAAAACUUUUUGCAACAGCAUGCUGGCUGGGCUUCCAAGACUGUUUGAACCUGUCAUCUGAACUGUAUGCUAAGUGGAUGGACAAUCCAGAGUACAA